AUGCGAUUCUCGGAAGGAAAAGUGAAGGACAAGAAGGAUCCAGCCGCUGGUCAGGCUGAGGAGAAGGACAAGUUAGCGAGUGUGAAGAGGACACAAUCUGUUUCGCUACUGAUACCUCCAAAUUCAGUAACCACUGAACCAACACAGGCGAAAGUUUCUGCUACGGGGGGCAAGUGGACGCAAAAAAUUAACAAUCGAGGCAAUAAGAAAUUAAUAUACAAGAUUAGGUGCUCGAACAAUAACGCAUAUCGUGUUAGUCCAGUGUUCGGAUUUGUAGACGCCUCUGGAAGCGCUAACGUUGAAAUAAUUCGACUAAAUGGAGUUCCAAAGGAAGACAAAAUCGUGUUUCAGUACACUGUAGCUCCAGCAGAUGCGACCGAUGCCCAGAUUGCAUUUGCCCACGUGCAACCCACAGGCGACUUGGUUGUUAAUGUAGUUGCAUCAUAA
Cooperia oncophora is the source of this 447-nucleotide messenger RNA. The record is from the annotation of a GenBank genome assembly. Lineage: Eukaryota; Metazoa; Nematoda; Chromadorea; Rhabditida; Trichostrongylidae.